AACCCCGAAAAAUAUUGUUUUAUUGAUAUUUCCGCUCCAUUCCGAAUGACCAGAAUGACCAACAUAAAAACAGCUUUGACACAUGUCAUUUUUGUUGUGAUUGAAAAACCGGACAAAAAAUCAAUUUUUUGCCUUUCUUUCCUGUGUUUUUAUUAAUUUCCUUUCUCCCAUCUGGCACAUUAUGGCUUCCAGUAGACCAAUGUCACAAUUCGCUAAAUUAUUAAAAACUGGAAAAGUGCAUGAUAACCAAAGCGUCUUAUAUAUCCCUUUUAAUUCACACGUUGCAACUGUUAAAUAUGAAAGAUAUAACGACCUUUACGAUUUAAUCCAUACGAAUAUUCCUGAUGAGUUGCAGGGUCAAGGUUUAGGCACUGUUUUUGCAGAGCGAAUUUUUGACCACCUGGUUGAAAACAACAAGAAGAUACGCUUAACGUGUGAAUUUCUGCAUAAAUUUUAUAUACGGAACAUGGAUAAGUACAAGGGUCAUGUUGUAGCCGAUUAAGGGACGUAAAAUAAACAUUUUUUAUUAUUGACUUGGCUUUUAAUUCAAAAAAAAUGGAAGAUCAGAGCGAUUACAGAUCAAACGUAUUUUUUUACUUUCGGGAAAAGUACUACAAUUUAAUGAUAGCGGCGUGUAAAGAGAGCGCUGCAAAGUUUAAGACUGAAAGCUCCUACCGUUUGUACCAAGCACUUGCCUUGCUCUUAAAUAAUCGUUUGGAGGAAAGUAUAAACGAGUUCGAUGCCUUAAAAAAUGAAAAUACUGUAAAACUCUCAGCCACAAUCGGGUUAAUGUACGCUAAUAAAAUUCUGGGUGUCUCGAACAAAGAACUGUUCCAUAAAUUAGACUCCCAAGUUCGAGAGUAUCGAAAGUCGGCCGAAGCGAUCGAUUUUUGCAAUUCCGGCUUCGUCUUGUUUGUUUUAAACAAACCGGAGAAAGCCCUUGACUACAUCGACAAGUCGCUUAAUAUUCAGUCGGACUUGGUCGAAGCUUUGGCCCUAAAAGGCUGGGUUUUGCUCCAUUUGAAAAAACUGGGCCACAGAGUCUCACAAAACAUUACAGAAAUAUUUGAACAAGCCUUAAAAGACAACAAACGGAACCUGGACGCCAUUUUGGGCGUCUCUGAAAGCUACCUAACUCAGAACAAGUUUGAGGAGGCUCUUGACGCGGUAAACAAGGCCAUAGUUCGCUACCCCAAGUCAGUUCUACCCUUAAUUCAAAAAAUGAAAAUUCAAUUCGCGUCCCAAGACUGGGAACCAACCGUUGAGACAAUGAACAGGAUCAUUAACGACAAAAUCGAUAAUCUCGAUGCGCAAAAAAUCAAUAUUUUGAUUUUACUGAGCCGUGAUGCUAACUACGACGAGGCUACAGUGUGCAUCAAAAAAUAUUUUCACGAAAUCGAGAUACAAGAACCCAAAAAUGGGAAAAUCCUCUCCGAUAGCGCCAAACUAUUCUCGCGCAUUUGCGGCCGACAUGUUGACGUCCUCAAGGAGACGCACAAAAUGGCGGAGCGAGCUAUUCAAAUAAAUUCGGAGGAUGUGGAGUUCAUUGUCGAGUUGGGGCACCAGUGUUUGCUUUCAAGCCGCAUAAAAGAGGCCCAAAAAUACUACAAAACGGCAUCAAAAUUGAACGAAUCCUCGCUGAAAGCCCUGAUGGGCCUCACACUGUGCGAGCUUUCCGAAAACGGCAAAUCUGACCAAAUCAAAAAGCAGGUCGAUUUUUUGCUCGAACUGGAAGAUGCUCAAAACUCGCCUCAACUGUACCUAAUCCGCGCUAAGAUUUGCGACAACUCGGACGAGGCUCUGAUCUUCCUGAAGAAAGCAAGUGAUCUCCAGUUGAGUCUCGUCAAACACCAGUACUAUUCUGACGCGUAUUUGCUGUCGCUUGAUCCAGAUUUCAUGCUGGACGUUGUGAGGGAAUUCCUCCAGUAUAUUUCAUACAGUAGUGACUUUAACUCGGUUCGGGUCACUUCAAGUGCCGCCAGCACGGCUCUAAACGCCCUAAAAGUGGUGACUAAGUCCUGUCCCGGCCUUUACGAAGCCUCGUUUUUGCUGGCAAAACUUCAGUACUUGACUGGGGACACCACUAACGCCAUGACCACUCUUGAGCAGAUUUUGGCUAAAGUGGAGGACGAGUCUUCGAGCGAAGCUCACCUCUUGAUGGCCCAAAUCCAAGUACAGAACGGUUAUUAUGAGAGAGCUGCCCAAAGCCUUGAAGUUGGGUUGAGCUACAACUUCAAGGUUCGGGAAAAUCCGAUGUUUCAUUACAUUCGGGGACUGGUUGAUAAAAAUUUAAAUAACGUUCCUGACUCUAUUAAAUUCCUAACUACGGCUCUAACUCUGGUCAGUCUCAGUCCACAAAGUACGACAUACAAGAGCAAGGAUCAGAGUGACUUGACUCUGAUUGAACGAGCGUCCAUUUACAUAGAGCUGAUUGAAGCACAUAACACGAUUGGCCAAAACGACGAAGCUGCAAAACUUCUUGAGACAGCAGUUGAAGAGUUUCAAGGGACACCGGAAGAGGCCCGAAUUUUGAUUUUAAGCGCAGACCACGCCGUUAAAAGGAAAAACGUUCAAGGGGCCAUAGAUUUAUUAAACAAAGUCAAGCCGAACGAAACAUACUACUUGCAAGCUCGGACCAAACUCGCCGAUAUUUUACUCAAACACCGCCUCGACUCGUACGCGUAUUUGCAAUGUUACCAGGACAUGGUGGACGAAAAUCCCGGCCCUGAGAGUUACCUUCUUCUGGGCGAUGCUUACAUGACGAUUCUAGAACCAGACGAAGCCCUGGAAUGCUAUAAUCAGGCCCUUCAGCAAAAUCCCAAAGACCCCCAUCUUGCUUUAAAGAUGGGGCAAGCGCUAGUCAAGACGCAUUAUUUUGCCCGCGCUGUGGCCUUCUACAAAGAGGCAAUUAACACGAUUCAAGACCCGGAGUUGAGGCUUCAGCUGGGCGAGCUUUACAUCUCAAUGAAGGAGUACGACAAGGCUGAAUCUUUGCUCUCGAGUGAGCUUAAAAACGAUAAAUCGUUGGACGACCUGACUCAGCUACAGUACAAAACUAAGUUGUCGAUGUUGUUGGCACAAGCCCGCGAAAAAUCGGGGAAUUUACCUGGGGCUUUAACAAUUCUGAGGGAAGCCAGGGAGAAUCAGAAUCGGGUCAGGAAGCGCCUGGCGGUGGAACAAACAAACGUUCCGGAAGACGAAAUAAAGCUUCUCCUGGACAUUGGGGUGAAACUGGCCGAGAUCGCCGCGACUUUGAAAGACAACGAUAAAGCGGUGCAGUUUUACAAAGACGCGCUGGAAAUUUCGCCCAGUAGUACCGAAAUUUUGACGGCUUUGGCCAAACUAUACAUGCAGAUGAAUGAAUUAGACUCGUGUCAGCAAAUAUGUACCAACAUCCUGUCUCUGGACCCAGAAAAUGAAAAUGCGUCGGUCAUGAUGGCUGAUAUAGCCUUCAGAAAGAUUGAUUUUGACAUGGCUCUGUUCCACUUCACCCAACUGAUCUCCAAACAACCGACCAACUGGACGGCUCUGGUGCGUCUAGUCGAAGUGAUGAGGCGCACAGGGAACUUAACCGACUUCCCCGAAUAUUUGACAAACGCCGAGAAAAAGACGCAAAACCCGGUGAAAGACCCCGGGUUUUUGUUCUGUACCGCUCUGUACCAGUGGUACUCCGGUAACUUGAAUGGGGCUUUGCGCAACUUCAAUGCCUCGCGUCAGGAUGCCACAUGGGGGCAACAGGCCUUGUACAACAUGAUUGAAAUUUGCCUGAACCCUGACGAUGAGAUGCUUGGCGACCAGUUUGUCGAUUCGGAGGAUAUAGAGUACCGGGAUUCUCGCAGCAUGGCUUUGAAGACCGCGGAACGGCUGUUACGCGAGCUGAAGCACCGGCUUGAAGCUGGUGGUGAUGACAUGCUGCGGUAUAGGCUUUUGGUUAAUUUCCGCCUCCUGGCGACUCAGGAGAAGUACAACAUUGAGAAGGGGCUUGAGGAUUUUAUUUCGUUGGGUUCGCAGAACAUGUACAAGGAUAAUGUGGGGCCGGUUUUGGGUAUGGUGACGGCUUACACCUUGCUGAAGCAGUCGCAGAGAGCGAAGAAUCAGCUGAAGAGGGUGGCGAAAGCCACUUGGACUUUCGAAGACGCGGAGUAUUUGGAACGGUGUUGGUUGUUGCUGGCUGAUUACUACAUUCAGUCGUCGAAGUACGACGUGGCGAAUGAUUUGUUGACCAAAGUGGUUCAGCACAAUAAGACGUGCAGUAAAGCGCACGAGCUGCUGGGGUUCAUUUGCGAGAAGGAGCAGCAUUUUAAGGACGCGGUUGUGAGCUAUGAAGCCGCUUGGCGUUUCGGCGGGAAGACGAACGUGGGGAUCGGGUACAAGUUGGCUUACAGCCUCAUGAAGAGUAAAAAUUAUGCCGAUGCGAUCGAUGUCGGGCAACAGGUGUUGAAGUUAAGCCCCGAUUAUGGCAAGAUCAAGAAGGAUGUGCUCGACAAGUGCCUGAAUAAUUUAAGGGUUUGAAGGCCGGCCGAUAAAAUUUAUAGCUUUUAUCAAAGGAACUUAUUGUUAUUUGCAAACCGAUAAAUUUAACUACCAGUUAGUAAUAAAUGUUGGCGCAGCAUAUAUAGAGUAGUGUUAGAUUGAGCCGUCCACUGCGAAUUUCGGUGUCUCGGCAUUGUGAUUGAUCAAAUUAAUAAAUAGUGUCUCGAUUCCC
Messenger RNA from Tribolium castaneum (red flour beetle), 4705 nucleotides. Its product is annotated as tetratricopeptide repeat protein 21B. Gene Ontology annotation, cellular component: intraciliary transport particle A. Lineage: Eukaryota; Metazoa; Arthropoda; Insecta; Coleoptera; Tenebrionidae. Gene Ontology annotation, biological process: protein localization to cilium; intraciliary retrograde transport. The record is from RefSeq and is a predicted model, not a curated record. Gene Ontology annotation, molecular function: protein binding. The coding region runs from base 556 to 4512 and encodes 1318 amino acids. The transcript has 6 exons.